CUGCUAAGUUGUAAAAUGUGGCUGUGGCUGAAGAAAAGAGAUGGAUUCCUAUCAAAGAAAAUGACGACAUCAACUCCUCUAUCCAAGGCCAACACCACCUUCUCUCUGGCUUUGUUCAAAAAGCUGAGUGAUGACGACAAGACUGCAAAUGUCUUCUUCUCCCCUUUUAGCAUCUCUUCUGCCCUGGCUAUGGUGAUGCUGGGGGCCAGGGGCAACACAGCCAAACAGAUGUCAGAGUCUCUGAAAACCCAGAAUUUACAGGAUGAUGUUCACGUUAGCUUUGCCCAACUGCUGUGCGAGCUCAACAAGGCAGGCGCUCCGUAUGCCCUCAGUGUUGCUAACAGGCUGUACGGAGAGCAGUCCUACCAGUUUAUUGAGGAUUUCUUAGGAAAAACCAAGAAGCACUACAAAGCAGAGCUGGAGCCUUUGGACUUCAAAACCAGCUCAGAGUCAGCCAGGGUCCACAUCAAUAGCUGGGUGGAGAAGCAGACACAAGGUAAAAUUAAGGACGUGCUGGGCCACGGUGUGGUGGACAGCAUGACCAGGCUGGUGCUGGUCAAUGCCAUCUACUUCAAAGGAAACUGGAACAAGCAGUUUGAGAAGAGUUCCACAAGUGAUGCUCCAUUUAGACUCAACAAGAAUGACACUAAGCCAGUGAAGAUGAUGUAUCAGAAAACUAAGUUCCCUCUCACCUACAUCUCCGAAGCCAACUGCCAGAUCCUAGAGAUGCCGUACAAUGGAAAGGAGCUCAGCAUGCUCAUCUUCCUACCAAAUGAAUUCGAGGACAGUACAACAGGUCUGGAGAAGCUGGAGAAGACGCUGACCUAUGAGAACUUUGUGGAGUGGACGCGCCCAGACAUGAUGGAUAACAUUGAGGUCCAGGUGGGGUUGCCUCGAUUCAAGAUGGAGGAGAAGUAUGACAUGAAGAAUGUCCUGAUCAGCAUGGGCAUGGUGGAUGCCUUCGACGUGGCUUCGAGUGACUUCUCUGGCAUGUCUCCCGCCAAUGACCUAGUACUGUCAAAAGUCGUCCACAAGGCUUUCGUGGAGGUCAACGAGGAGGGAACUGAGGCUGCAGCUGCCACUGCUGCUGUCAUGAUGCUGCGCUGUGCUUUGUCUACAGCCAGGUUCAUCGCAGACCACCCCUUCCUCUUCUUCAUCCGACAUAACCCCUCCAUGAGCAUUCUCUUUGCUGGCCGAUACUGCUCCCCCAAGUGAACACUUCGUUGUUCAGAGCAGUGUUGUUUCUCAAGUAGAGGGGGGGGUUACAAUACAUAUAUUGCAACAGUCUAAAAGUUUUUUGGUAUUACUGGAAGAUGUUGUGAAUCACUACUUUAGAGUUUCCUAUAGCUAAUCACACUCUGAGUUCCCGUCCUAUAUUUUAUCCUGUGCCUUACUGAACAUUAGGUUUUUGCACUGUUUAUCUUUUGCACCUGAUGUCAUCUUUAGGAUCUGGUUUACUUUGUCUGUAAUACAUGUAUGGUCCUGUUUGCUGCACACUCACACCCUAGUUUAGCUAUACCAUUAGAGUUUAUUAGUUAGUUUAUCUUAUCGUAUACCUUACACCCUUUGAAAGAGUUUACCUUUAUCAGAAUGUCUAUAAUGCCUCUUCAAACACUAGCACGGACAUCAAGUGUACUUUAAUACCAUACGAAGGUGUGACUGUUGCAAGACUUUUUUUCUACAGUACAUGCUACAUCUAUAUUUUUAAUAUUUCUUUGUUUUAGAUAUUCAAUAAACCAAAGAGAAUAAUGUGAUUAAAUCACAUUGUCCGAUAGAUAUGUCCAUAGUGAUUUGUAACUGAGCAAAGCGCAGAUAUGUAAUUGUACCAUUAUGCAUAAAAUAAAUAUAGACUACAUGAGAUUACAUGAAGGUUUGACCUGGUCCUUUUUAUGUAUCCUAUUUCUCAUGGAAUAAAAGUGUGUGUGGUUUGCAAA
Messenger RNA from Micropterus dolomieu (smallmouth bass), 1934 nucleotides. RefSeq names its product leukocyte elastase inhibitor-like. Lineage: Eukaryota; Metazoa; Chordata; Actinopteri; Centrarchiformes; Centrarchidae. The record is from RefSeq and is a predicted model, not a curated record. Gene Ontology annotation, biological process: negative regulation of endopeptidase activity. Gene Ontology annotation, molecular function: serine-type endopeptidase inhibitor activity. The coding region runs from base 16 to 1215 and encodes 399 amino acids. The transcript is spliced from 9 exons.